AUGAGUGUCGUCGUAGAUGACACGGACCCGCGGAUCGUCUAUUCUGCAGGCUGGAGUGUGACGACUACCGGAGGUGUGGUCGGAGGCGGAAAGCAUGGCGCCACGACUGCUGGACUCACUGCUUCGUUUACCUUCACCGGAACACAUGUCGCUGUCUGGGGUCUCGUGGGCUCCAACGAUGUACAAGGUUGGCCGAGCACGACAUACACCAUCGAUGGGAACCUCCUUGGGACGUACAAUGCUCCCCGAGUCGAUCCGCCCCACUUCCUCCUCAAUGUAUCGUACUUUUCAUCUACGACGCUCGAUCCUGGGCAACACACGCUCAAAAUCACGAACACCAAUGGCACGGCGCCAAACGUGUACUGGCUCGACUUCAUUACCUUUAUACCAGCGCAAGUGCAGACGUCCCAGCCCCCUCCGACAUCUUUACCGCCGCCAUCCAGCGCAAGCUCACCGGCCUCCACCCCUUCUUCGCAUUCUGAAGCUGCAACAACAACCCAACCGACGUCAACCUCGACAACUUCGUCAAGCACCACAAGAAUUACCACUACCGGGAGUGAUGGAUUCCUUACGAGCACGUCCAUCCAGGUCCCAGCCUCGACCAUGAACUCGACAGGUGAUAGCCCAACCUCUCAAACUACCAGGGGGGCCGAUUCUGCAACCGUCGGAGCGAGCACACACUCGACGAACACGGGCGCUAUCGCCGGAGGGGUCGUCGCCGGCAUCGCCAUCAUCGCCAUCAUGGUCGUGCUCAUCGUCUUCCUCCGGAGACGUCGGACUCCGCGUCCGGAUCGUCGGGAGGUCCUAGUCGAGGACAUGUCGCAGCCGCGGCCGUUCGGCGCGUUCGCGUCCGCGCCAACCAGGCCGUCGAAGUCGGCUACCUCCCCUCUCCCCGUCUCUCGUCCGUCUGAAGCAACUCCUGCGUCCUCCAGUACCGCGGGCUCGCACGCGCCUUUCCGAGAUCAGACGCCAUCAGUUGGUUUCCCCUCAGAGCGGAUGACUUUCGAGUCCAACGUGACCUUAUUUUUUCUCGGGCGGCUCUACCAGGACAACCACGAGCUCACGACCACGAACAUGAGCGAGACGAGGCCGAACAUCUUCUGGCUCUAUUUCCUCUGGCCAGUACACUCCGCUCGAUUCAACGACAGCCACGACAGCCUUCACCAUACCCGCCACUUCCUGCACACCGUCAUCAACACCAAUCAAAACCAAUCAGCACCGCUUACGGCUCUCCUUGCCCUCUUCUACCGACCAGCGCACCGUCCACUGCAGUUUCCGCCUCACGCGUCCCCGCCAUCGCGGGCGGCGCCGUCGGCGGACUCGUCGUUCGUCGCUCUCACCGCGUUGUACCACUCUCGCAACAGCAGCCGUGGCGUGGAGCUGCUCAUCAGAGAAGACGCACAGCCCGAUGCCACACCAUUUGGGAGCUUCCCUCCACCCACCCCUGCGCUGCGCGCGCCCGUCAUGCUGCCCCCGACUGCCGAUAGCCUCGGCCCCGGGAUCGGGCUCGAAACCGUAUCACCCUCCUCUCCCCCUCUGACCGUGCGUCCUACCCCUCUCCGCACUCCACGGCGAUGUCCCUCGCCCUUGUCCGGCUUCGCGCACGCGUAA
This is a messenger RNA of Epithele typhae, 1611 nucleotides long. RefSeq lists its product as uncharacterized. The record is from RefSeq and is a predicted model, not a curated record. Bases 1 to 1611 code for a protein of 536 amino acids. The transcript has 6 exons. NCBI's taxonomy places the organism in Eukaryota, Fungi, Basidiomycota, Agaricomycetes, Polyporales, Epitheliaceae.